AUGGCUACCCUUCAGAACCGCAUAGUUAAGUGCUGCCAACGCAUCUGGGCUGCGGUCAGGGACAUUCUGUGCGACGACUCACCCGAGGGCCACUUGCCCCAGGAGCUGGAAGAUCUCGAGGGUCUCGACACCAAGGACCUGCUGAGCUACAGCUUCCGCGCCAUCCACGAGUCUAGUGCUCUGAUGCGCGUCAUGGUUCUGCCUCUCAAGUCCAAGGCCAAAGACGGAAUUCUGCGCCCCUCGACCGACCUCUUCACAACCGUCGGAUCCUUGACCUUUGACCAGCUGUCGAGCCUCAGACACCGCGGUGCCUUCAACACUGUUUCGCUGUCGUUCGCAACCUGCUGCCAGCUGGUCAAGCACCUCGACGACCCCCAAGCAGGCCACGAGAACGGCGAGACCCUGCUCGAUGUCUGGUACAGAGGAACCAAGGAAUGCAUCUUUUCCCAAGCAUCCACAACCCGCCGCUCCGCCGGCAUCCCCGCCAUGAUCACCGGCAUUAUCUCCGCCAACGCGCCGCAACCCUCCUUUGACGUCGUCAUUGAGGAGCUCGUCGCCAUCGCCCGCAAACCCGCCUUCAACUCCGAGUCGGACGGCUCCAAGCUGCCCCAGGUCCACGCCCUCAACUGCCUCAAGGACAUGUUCAAGAGUUCUUUCAUCACCCAGCUCGGCAAGUCAGCGCCACACAUCCCGCAGUGCCUCGACCUCGCCGCCGGCAGCCUUAAGUCCGAGGUCUGGGGUAUCCGCAACUGCGGCCUCCUCUUCCUCCGCUCCCUCCUCGACAACCUCUUUGGCACAAACGAGAGCAAAGCCACCCUCGAGGCCGGCUGGGAUGGCCGCACAACCCGCCUGCAGUACCACAAGUUCCCGAUCUUGCCCUCCGUGCUCUUGAACCUCCUCCGCUCCGGUCGCGAGGUCAUGAAACCCACGACGCUCGGCAGCACCAUCGCCGCCGAGUCCGUCUUCCCGGCCCUCGACAUCAUCCGCCGCGCCGGACCACCCGACGCCUCCCGCGACGAGCUGUACGGCCUAGUCGCGGGCUACCUGGCCAGCCCCGUCUGGCACGUGCGGGAGAUGGCCGCCCGCGCGCUGUGUUCUUUCCUCCUCAAGGACGACGAUUGGGUUAGCCUUGCCGAGGCCAUCAUCAACGACUCCCUCGCCGCGGCACCCGCGAGCAGGAACAACCACCUCCAUGGCGGCCUGCUGACCGUUAAGGCGGUCUUUGAGCGGCUCUCCGAUGUCUCGCCUCAGAGACUGUCGUCUGGCCUCCCGCGCGUGGUUUCGAUCCUCAGUGGUCUCCAAGCCAGCGCGUCCGACUCCUUCGCCUCCUGCCCAGACAUCCGCGCCGCUUACCUGGAAGUCCAAAACCUCAUCUCCCUCUUCACCCUAUCUUACCCGUUGCCAUCAACAUCGACAUCGCAGAACGCUGCAUCCUACACCAUCUCACAAUCCUCACAAAGCGCCCUCCUCCGCACCCAACUCGCCAUUGCGGCAGUCCACGCCACCCAAACAUCCUCCUCCCCCUCCGCCUCCCUUCGCGAAACCCUCCUCUCGACGAGCACAACAAGCGUAGAGACGACAAUCACAACCCUCGAAACCCUCGCCUCAGUCCACCACCCGCGCCUGUCCCUAGCGGAAGCAGCAUCCUACGCCACGCUGUACACCGACGUAGCCCGCUCCGCAACGCACCCAGACUCCUGCGCCGCCGCCCUCGUCAACCUCGCAGAGGUCCUCGACCUCGUCCUGGCAGAAACAGCCGCCCGCAAUGCCGAUGCCAGCUCUCAACAACUCUCAAACCUCCUCCCCACCCCCGAGACCCUGACACAGCUCUGGCAAGACCUCCUCGCUCGAACAAUCAACCCAAACCUCUCCAACGCAAUCACCCGCGCCAGCGGCCCCAUAAUGGCAUCCCUCGUCUCUCAAUUCCCCGUCUCCCAAUCCACCGCGCAAUCCCUCCGCGGCUGGGGAAACCUAAUGUCCUCGGCCCUCCACGACUCCCGCCCCUUUGACACCCGCAUCGCCGCAGCAGCCUCCCUCGCCUCCUUCUUCUCCGCAACAACCUCAACCUCUUCAACCACCGCAGACCAAGCGCAAGCAGCAGAGGCCCCCCUCCUCCCCGCCCUCAUAGCCCUCUACGACGCCCUCAACGACGACGACGACGAAGUCCGCGACCUCGCCUCCCUCUCCGCAAAACACAUCCUCUCCCAACCCCUCGCGCCCCUCGACGCCGCCUCCUCGCUGCUGUCCUACAUCGCAGCCACCUACCGCGACAGCCCCACCCUUCACUCCCUCCUCGCAUCCCGCCUCACGGGCCAGGUCUCCUCAGACUCAACCAACAACACCAACAUAGAGACUACCACCGCCGCCUCGCAAUGGUCCACCGCAGAAUCACAACUUUCCGCCGCCCUCCGCUUCGACGACUCCCUCUUCGCAAUCGAAGAACAGAACCUCUUCAUCGACGAGGUCCGCGAGUCAAAGCGCUGGGCCGCCGUCUUCCAAGACAUCUUCUCCUCUACUUCGGAUUCUGCCUCUGCGUCAGCGGCGCGCACGGCACUAACGACCUGGACCUCCGCCGGCCUAGACGCCCUCCUGGCCCUCACAUCCCAACCAUCCUACGCAGACGAUGGACCGCUAGGCUGGACUUCCGACCCAGACGUUUACGCAGUCUGCGCGCGCGUCCUCCUCGCCGCGACGGCACUUACCAAGGUCAAUGUCGGCGGCGUCAAUGGAUCCGAGGCGCUCAGGGAGAAAUUGGAAAAGUUGAGGGCUGUAGGUCAGCGGGGGAGAUUUCAUGGGUUGUUGUUGGAGAUGACGAGUGCAUGA
Molecule: messenger RNA, 2823 nt
Organism: Colletotrichum fioriniae
Lineage: Eukaryota; Fungi; Ascomycota; Sordariomycetes; Glomerellales; Glomerellaceae
Source: RefSeq, a predicted model, not a curated record